UUUCCCUUCAUCUUCUUUUGGUCCUCUUUUUUUUCUAACUACGAAUUCGUUGGCCACCUAGAAGACCAUAUAAGUAUGCUUCGCCAGGUAUCACUCCUUCCCCCAUCACCCUCAUUGCUCUCCUUUCGUCCGCUGAUAUGAACCUCCAAAUCGUCCCACCUUCCUGUUAUUAUUUCGCUUUUUCCAUCGAUGUCACUGCAACGCUGGAGAUGUAUUGUGACGGAGGUAACGACUUUAUGCUGCAAAAAUUAGAUGCUCUGAGGGAUAGAAUGUAUGCAGGCUACUGUGUGGAGGUCAAGGGAGCCUCUGGAGCUGUCGAAGCCAUUGCCGUGCGGACCAAUUGCUACCACCCCACCUGCUAUGACCUCUAUGGCCGUAUCCCGACGGAAUGGCGGGAUUACUCUCAGUCACCACGUUUAAGGGCUCGUUUCUCCCCCCAGCUCAUCAAACCUUUGGCAGAGGAUGGGCGCUAUCACCAACUCCUUCGGUCUGGACUAGACGAUGAUCAGGUUCUUCGAAUUCUUGACGGUCAAGAAGAUGCUCCAGAUACAGACAACCGGUCGGAGACCGAUAGUCAAACCGGACAAACAUUCUUAGCCAACAUGCCCGGCUGCGAUGAGCCAGAGGAUGAUAUCUUUAUGCCUGUCCUGCGUAUCGAAUAUGUGCUGUCAAAUGUACUAGAAGUAUUUGAUCCUUCGCAGCUAUGGGAAGACCGAGAUCUUUUUCAAGA
Molecule: messenger RNA, 730 nt
Organism: Guyanagaster necrorhizus
Lineage: Eukaryota; Fungi; Basidiomycota; Agaricomycetes; Agaricales; Physalacriaceae
Exons: 2
Source: RefSeq, a predicted model, not a curated record